Molecule: messenger RNA, 1482 nt
Organism: Triticum turgidum subsp. durum (durum wheat)
Lineage: Eukaryota; Viridiplantae; Streptophyta; Magnoliopsida; Poales; Poaceae
Source: the annotation of a GenBank genome assembly
AUGCUUCCUGUUCUUCUGCUGCUUCUCUUAUCACAGCCCGCAUCGAGUUCAUCUGUCCAGGCAACAACAAGGACAUUCAGAAACAGGACUGACGGGGAUGCCUUGCUGGAACUGAAGGCAAGCCUAAGCAAUCACCAGGGACAGGGAGUCCUAGAUGCAUGGAACACAACUAGUGACUUCUGCCGGUGGCCUGGUGUCAGUUGCAGCCUUAAGCAUAAGGACAGGGUAACGGUUCUUAAUCUCUCCUCAGAGGGCCUUGCAGGCACAAUCACACCUUCCAUUGGGAACCUCACGUUCCUGAAAGUUCUAAACCUCAGCCGGAACAGUUUGGGCGGUGAGAUACCUUCAUCGACUGGUCGCCUGUCUCGGUUACGAUAUCUUGACUUGUCCAAGAACUCACUUCAUGGCGCCAUGCACGCCGACUUGAAGAACUGCACCAGUCUCAAGGGCAUCAACCUCGGCUCAAACCGGCUCACCGGAGAAAUCCAAUCUUGGCUAGGAGGCUUGCCGAGCCUCCGGGCCAUAACCCUGCAGAAGAACAACUUCACUGGGAUUAUCCCGCUAUCACUGACCAACCUCUCAUCGUUAUACAGGAUAGAGUGCUCCUGGAACCAGCUUGAGGGUACCAUCCCUGAGGGCCUUGGCAGGCUCGGUAGUCUUGCGUUUGUGGCCUUUGAUUUGAACCGCCUCUCAGGCACCGUCCCCUCAACUUUCUUCAACCAUUCCUCUCUAAUCGGCUUGAGUUUGGCGGUAAAUGAAUUGCACGGCACACUGCCCUCUGACUUUGGGAAUAGCCUACCAAAUCUGCAGUACUUGCUCCUUGACGCCAACCACUUCACAGGAAGCAUUCCAGCCUCUCUAGCCAAUUCAACCAUGCUCUACUUUGUAGACAUCUCCUUUAACAACUUCGCUGGACGUGUGCCACCAGAGAUCGGGAAGCUUUGCCCACACAUGCUCUCUCUCUCAACAAAUCAGCUCAAGGCAACUAGUGCUGAAGGCUGGCAGUUCAUGACGCACUUGACAAACUGCACACGCCUCCGUUACCUUGACCUUCAGGGCAACAUGCUCGGCGGCGUGCUGCCGAGCUCUGUUGCCAAUCUAUCAGCACAUCUAGAAAUCCUUUACCUUGGAUUCAAUGAGAUUACUGGAACAAUACCACAAGGCAUUACUGAACUUGUAGGGUUAAGUCUGUUGCAGCUCUCUAAUAACCGUUUUACCGGUGAAUUGCCUGGCAGCAUUGGAAGGCUAAAUUUGCUAGAGGCCUUGUGGUUUGAAAAUAACCGACUGAAAGGGUCCCUGCCAUUCUCCCUUGGGAACUUGACGCGGCUAGCAAGUCUUUACGCAGAGGGCAACAACUUUGAGGGGCGUCUUCCAACAAGCCUAGGGAGCCUCCAGGAGAUUACUACAGCCAAUUUUUCAAACAAUAUGUUCACAGGUCCAUUGCCUAUCUUCCCUGACAAACGCCCUGGAUUUGUCAGAUAA